Messenger RNA from Beta vulgaris subsp. vulgaris (sugar beet), 3467 nucleotides. RefSeq names its product scarecrow-like protein 22. Bases 663 to 3170 code for a protein of 835 amino acids. Gene Ontology annotation, molecular function: sequence-specific DNA binding; DNA-binding transcription factor activity. NCBI's taxonomy places the organism in Eukaryota, Viridiplantae, Streptophyta, Magnoliopsida, Caryophyllales, Amaranthaceae. The transcript has 2 exons. The record is from RefSeq and is a predicted model, not a curated record. Gene Ontology annotation, cellular component: nucleus. Gene Ontology annotation, biological process: regulation of DNA-templated transcription.
GUAGACCACUUGGAGGGGACAUAAAAGAGCAGAGAGAGAAACCAAGGAAAGAAGAGAGAGAAACCCAAAAACCAAAGGAAAAAAGAGACUAGAGAGGGUGGUUAAUAGUUAAUACCCUUCAGAAAUUAGUACUCCUAAAACUCCUCCUAAGAGAGAGAAACAAAGCUAAUCUACCCAAGGAGGAAAGAAAAGAAAACAUAGAAGAGAGGAGAGAGAAAGAGAGGAGAGAGAAAGAAGGCAACUUUAUUACCUUUUUUAUGAUGCACGCAUCCAUGGCAGAACUUACAAGGGUACAGACUACUGCUACGAUACAUUUUUAGAGUAGAAAACAAAACCCAAAGGGUAAGAGAGAGUAAGAGUAAGGGUAAGGGUAAAGAAGAAGAAGAAGUCUUUUUUCUCUUCUAAUCUUCUUCUCAUUACAAAAAUCAUUCAUAUGAAGAAGCAACCUUCUUGAGUAUCUAGAAGAAGAAGAAGAGAGAGAAAAUAUAAAAAAAGGAGGUUGAAAUGUUGGUGCAGAAAGGAAUAGAUAUGUCAAAACCCUUAAGCAUCAUUCUUAUGAGUGGAGAUAAUUUACUAUGUUUCUUUCUUCUUCAACCUCCAACACUUUCAUCUACUAAUUGAAUCCUUUUUUUUUCUGAUAUGGGUUUUUAGUUUCUCUAACUAUGAUGCGAGCUAUGCCCUACAAUUUGCAAGGUAAGGGUGUGGUAGAGGUAUCAGGUGGUAUAAUUUCACAAAUCUCUUCCUCAGUUGUUGCUGCUCCAAAGUGGAAGAGUAUAGAGAAGAAGAAGAAAUUAGAAGAAGAAGAAGAAAUUGAAGAAGAAGAAGAAAUACAAGUUUAUAGUAGUUUAGUAAAGCAAAUCUCAGGAAGUAAUAAUAAUAGUGGAAGAGGUACAAGUUCAAUAGAGAGUGAACCCACAUCUACUCUGGAUACUACUAGACGAAGUCCAAGUCCACCCACCUCCACAUCAACUCUGUCAUCUUCAUUUACAAACGGCAAUAAAACUGAUAAUACGACAGCCGGUGUGGCGGACCCCGCAUGUGCCCGGAAAGAGGAUUGGCCAUCCGACCUCCAACAACACCAUCAUCUGCACCAGCACCAUGGAUCUGAUAAUGUUACAGCAGGAGCCGGAGCCGGAGCGGCUGCGGCUGCUGCUACUGCUACUGCUACUGCUACUGCUGCUGCUGGUGCUGCAAGUGUUGGAUUGGAUGAUUGGGACACUAUGUUUCCAACUGGGGAAGGUGCUUUGUUGCCUUGGAUCAUAGGUGACCCUGAAGAUGCUAGUUUGGGUUUGAAGCAUCUGUUGCAAUCUGGUGGUGGUGGUACUAAUCAUCUUGAUUAUGAGGGUAAUGCUGGUCUUGGUGUGGUUGAUCAAGGUCCUGGAUUUGAGAGUCAUAGUCAGAGUCAGAGUCUCUCUCCUCCUUCGCAGCAACAGCUGAUGCCGCAUCACUCUCUUCCUGUUGUUUGUGGUGAAGGUAAUAAUGGUAAUUUGGGUUAUCUGGGGUCUGAAUUUGGGAAUAAUGGGAAGAUUAGUAUGUUUUCACAUAAUUGUACAUCUGGGAUUUUGGAGGGUAAGGUUUCCAACAAUGGGAAUGGGUUGAAUCAUUCAAAUAGUAUGCUUUUAGGGUCAAUCCCACAGCACCAGCAUCAGCAGUAUGAGGUUGGUGAUGAGAAGCCUCAAAUAUUCAACCCACAGAUGAUGAUGAAUGCACAGCAGGCUCAGAGCCUUGGAAACCCUAGCUUCUUGAUACCUCAAUUGGGGUUUUGUCAGCUUGACCAACAUUUGUUUCAACCCCCUACCAAGCGUCAUAACCCGGGUGUUGUUUUGGACCCUAAUCUUGUUGGGAAGAACCCGUUUCAUGAUCAGGGUCAUGACUUCUUGUUGAGGAAACAGCAGCAGCAGCAGGGUUUUCAGCAGAUGCCCAUGAGUUUCCCUCCGAACUUGCUACCUCCACAUCUCCAGCAGAAGCCAAUGAUGGUGCCCAAGCAAAACCAUCAUCAGCAACAGCAACAGCAGCAGCAUUUCCCAUUGCCCGUCCUUCAUCAGCAGCAGCAGCAGCAGCAGCAAGAGCAGGCUAUAAAAGACCAGCUCUUCAAGGCGGCAGACCUGAUUUUAACUGGGAAUUUCUCACUCGCGCAAGAGAUAUUGGCGCGGCUCAAUCACCAGCUCUCCCUCCCUGCAAAGCCCCUCGUUCGAGCAGCUUUGUAUGUUAAGGAAGCUCUACAAAUGCUCCUUCUCAUGGGCAACCCAGUUGCAGCUCCUCCGCCCAAGGCCCUCACACCUUAUGAUGUUGUUCAUAAGAUGAAUGCCUACAAGGUGUUUUCCGAGGUCUCCCCCAUCACUCAGUUUGUCAAUUUCACUUCCACACAGGCCAUUCUUGAGGCUCUUGAUGAUGCUGAUGCUAUUCAUAUCAUUGAUUUUGAUAUUGGUUGUGGUGCUCAAUGGGCGUCUUUUAUUCAAGAGCUUCCCUUGAGGAAAAGGGGUGCUCCUUCUCUCAAAAUUACAGCCUUAGCUCCUUUAUCCGUAACUAAUCCCUUUGAACUAGGCCUCAUUCGUGAAAACCUUGUGCAGUUUGCCAAUGAUAUAGGUCUUGCUUUUGAGCUUCAAGUUGUCAAUUUGGAUAUGUUUGAUCCAUCUUUGUGCUCCAUGCCCAAUUUUAGAACCUCCGAGGAUGAGGCAAUCGCUGUUAGUAUCCCCAUCUGGUGCUCAUCAAAUCGCCCGUCCAUCCUUGCUCCUCUCCUGCAGUUCAUUAAGCAGCAAUCCCCUAAAAUUGUGGUUUCUCUAGAUAGAGGCUUUGAUCGUUCUGAUGUUCCUUUCCCGCAACAUCUUGUCCAUACUGUUGACUCGUGCACUAACUUCUUGGAGUCUCUUGAUGGUCUAAAUGUAGCCUCAGAUAUUGUGAACAAGGUUGAGAAGUUUUUUGUCCAGCCUAUGAUUGAAAACACCGUAAUGGGACGAGUCCAAUUUCCUGAAAAGAUGCCCCAUUGGAAGAACCUCUUUGCCUCAGCCGGGUUUUCGCCCGUGCAAUUCAGUAAUUUCACAGAAACUCAGGCAGAUUACGUGGUAAAGAGAACUCCAGGGAGGGGAUUUCACGUAGAGAAGCGGCAGGCGUCUCUUGUUCUAAGUUGGCAGAGGCGGGAACUCGUGGCAGCUUCGGCAUGGAGGUGUUGAGAAGUGGCAAUAUCAUCAAGCAAGGGGGAGGUUUGCUUCUGCAUCUGCAUCUGCAUCUUGGUUCACAUUGCAUUUUCCGGAGGUUUAAAUUUUUAUGUGAUACAUGAUAUUGUCAAUAAUUAUAAGCUAUGAUGUGGUGAAUGAUGAUGGCUUCUCUUUGUGGCUUGAAGCUGUUUUCCAUCUCCUUGCUUGUAAGCAUUCUAGCCCUCAUGCCUUUCAAGCCGGCUUAUUAUUUUGCUAUGUACAACCAAACAAUUAACUUCAAAUUUUAGUAGCUUCGUAUUAUGUCUUUCGACA